This is a messenger RNA of Effrenium voratum, 1813 nucleotides long. Lineage: Eukaryota; Dinophyceae; Suessiales; Symbiodiniaceae. The record is from the annotation of a GenBank genome assembly.
GAUCCUCCUCAACGCGCGAAGGUUGCAGGACGGUUACGACAUCAAGUACUCUGCGCCUCUCGCUGUUCUGCUGCUAGGUGUGGUCAUGACCAACAUCCUAGGAGUCCUAGACUUCCUCCACGAGGGCCACCGUUUGUCAGUGGCGAUGGCGGCAGUAGACCUGGACACGCCCUACUUGGCUGCGGCGCGCUGUCCCCAGCUGCUGCGCGGGGAGCCGGCGUCUGACUGGGAGAGACUGCGUAUUCGCAAUGCCAUUUGGCGAUCUGUGCCUCUCGCAAGCAUUUCCUUUUACAUCGCCUUGAGGGACCUCUUGGAGAUCCCUUCUUGUCAGCUGGUUGCCUCCCAGUCCAUCAUUGCCAAUGGCUUCACCGGCAUUCCGAACAUGUUCUCAGAGGCGGCCAGCGCCGGGGAGAACCCCCUGAACUUUCAGAAGGUCUACCGGUGGAAUCAGAUCAACGCCUCCGUCCGGGAGCUGCACCUAGAGCGAUACAUGAAUCCCAAGCUCUGGGAGAGGUGGCGUCGCACGGAGGCUAUGCUGUGGAGGAGUGCGCAUUGUGAGGAUUCAAAAUGGAGUGCCGGCCGGAAGCUGUACCUAGAGGAUUUGGCGGAGACAUGGUUCGUGCAACCUGUGGUGCGGCUGGAGGAUGGGCACACAGGAGGACUUGGCACAGGGAACCUGCUCAUGACAAACAUCCUGUUUCAGCAGGCGGCUCUUCGUCACCUGUCUCUGCAAAAAAGCCUCAAGCCGGACAUAUUGAAGCUGAUACGCAGAUCGAAGGGUAUGGUCUCCCGUGAAUAUGUGGGCGUGGCUUGGAUGUCCCUUGAAGACACGGUUAAUGCUUUCGAGGAGAAACUACGCAAAGACUUGCUGGAUAUGCCAGGGGUCAAGACUGCUGAUGUGUUCAGCAUACACCAGGAGAGGGAACGCUGGCAGUGGAAUCUCGGGUUCAGUUUCAUUCUGCUCUUGCAUGCAGUUUCUCCUAUGGUGAAACACGUGCAAAAGUCAAGACGCAUCCCAUCGAAGAAGCUUUUGCCAAUCGCGGUGCAUUGCAUGCUGGACAUGAUCCUUCUGGUGGCAACUCUCAUUGGCGCUUCCUUGGCUGAAAUGGCCCACGAUGCAGGCGCAAUGAUGGAUGCGAUUGUGAAUCGCGUGUCCCCGAUGGUCGAGGCCAUAAUUCGCGGCCUUGGCUCGCUGGACACCGCCUCUAUCCUGGAGGAGUCCAAGAGGGUUGCAACCGCUGUCGUCUCCAAGGAAGGCAUGAUCUUGAUGGAGCAGUUGGAGAACGAAGUUGCGCCCGCGCUGAUGAUGAGCCCUGCGGGCCUGGCUGGCAUUGGUGCAGGCGUGCUGGGCUUCUGCCUGGUCUCCCUGACUUUCACCCACUUCGUAUGCCCCGGUGAUGUCAGGCUGACACUGACGACAAAGUCCAAUGUGGCGGUUGCUGGGCCGCUUCACCUUCUGGCCACAGAGACAGAUGUGGAUGCGAUCAAGAUGAGCAAAACCAUCUUCUUGCAGAUUGUCUGUCGAACGGUUUUGCUUACCACAAUCAGCACAGCCUGCUGGUAUCCUAUCAAUAGAUCCCACGUGGCUGUCUUCUAUGGGCUGGUCUUCAAUGCCUCGCUGGAGGUUCGAAGGAUUCAAUCCGUUUGGGCGGUGAUCGCGAUUUGUCAUGUGCUUUCUGGUUUGGUUGCGUUGGAAGCCAUCUCCAGCUCCAUACCGAAGGACCUCGAGAGCAUCCUGCCCAAGGCAGGCAACUAUGGCAGCCUGGAACUGGAACCUGAAUACUGGCCAAGGACAAGCAAGAGACACAUGUAG